AUGGGUGUUCCCUUUGAGGCCUUGCUCCCUUACGGGAUUAUCUUGGGCAUGUUCGGCCUGUCCGGAUAUGGUAUCUCCUUUGUGAAAGGCUUUGCCAAUGACGGCAAGAAGGCCCGCUGGAACCGGGACCUCUGGGAUCGGCAAAUGAUGGAGCGUGACUUGCGACUUACCGGCUCGGAGCGCGGGCAAUCCAGCAACCAUGUGGCUCCCAAGGGCUUCGACGUCAGCAACCCGUGGAAGGUCGAGAAGCGGAUCUUCUAG
Molecule: messenger RNA, 261 nt
Organism: Penicillium maclennaniae
Lineage: Eukaryota; Fungi; Ascomycota; Eurotiomycetes; Eurotiales; Aspergillaceae
Product: NADH dehydrogenase [ubiquinone] 1 alpha subcomplex subunit 1
Exons: 5
Coding region: 1-261 (86 amino acids)
Source: RefSeq, a predicted model, not a curated record